AUGUCUACUUCAAAGAAUCCAAUCGUCAUUCCUCCUUAUCUCGGCAAGAAUAUGGAAUACACCGGGAAUGAGAUGGAGUUUCAAGAAUCUCUACUCACGCUAGUGUCUGAGAAGAUGGUGGAUUUCAACAGUCUGAAAGCAAACAACUUUGAUAUGGAACCAUACUUCGCUCAUCAAGGAUGGAAUAGAUACUUCGAGAUGUUGAACGGUCCUAUUUAUCCAGAUCUUCUUAAGCAUUUCUGGAUGAAAGCUAAGAUCUUUACGAAGUAUGAAGCUAAGCAAGAGGAACUACAAGCUAUUGAGAAGAACCCUAGGUUGAAAGGAAAAUCUAGGAAGGAAAUGGGUCUUAUUGAGUUCAAUGGUACUCAAAUUAGGUCAAACAUCUGUGGUAUGAACCUAAUUUUUUCUAAGGUACACUUCAACGCUCUGCUUGGAUUAGAAGACAAGGGUUUGAUUCUGGAAAUGUUUGAAAAGGAUACAAGGUAUAGAGAAGAUCUUCUUCACAGAAUGUUCUUGGACGUCAAUCAGAAAGGCAAAGUCAAAGGAAUGAUUGACGAGUGCAGAGUUUUAUUCAAGAUUAUCAUAUCAUCUAUCUGUCCUAGAUUAGGUGGUACUGAUACUAUCUCCUGGACACAUCGUCACCUCAUCUACUUCCUUCUAACUCAGAAAAAGGUUAAUCUGGGUGAUUACCUUUUUGAACGUGUUUGCGAAGCCAUUUUUCUCAACAAAACUCAGAGGAGAACUUCUAUCGUUCAUCCUAAACUCUUGUCUGAGUUAUUCUUUCAGUGUAGAAUAGUUAAGUUGGUUAAGAAACACCAUUCUGAGAUUGUUGAUAAUGAAAUUAUUCCAGAAGUUCUGUCUGCAAACUUCUUGACUAAGAUGCAUAUAAUCAACACCAAGGUAGUUCAACCCCAGCAAGACUUUCAUGUUCGCACUGGUGAUCCAUUCUUCAUAGAUGGUUAUCCCAUUAUUUCUUGA
Molecule: messenger RNA, 978 nt
Organism: Trifolium pratense (red clover)
Lineage: Eukaryota; Viridiplantae; Streptophyta; Magnoliopsida; Fabales; Fabaceae
Exons: 1
Coding region: 1-978 (325 amino acids)
Source: RefSeq, a predicted model, not a curated record